GAUAGCACAAUUGCUUAGAACACUUGGCUUUGAGACCCCUACCUACCACCAAUUGAGCCACGUUUCCUCCAUUGAACAAUCUCUUCAAAAACCAAAUCAAAACCUUACCCAAACCCAACGAAAGAGAUGGGUGUGGCAUUUAUUUAAUUUUUAUUAUUUAUUCGAAUAAAAAAUAAAAAUAACAAAAUAAUAAGCCAUCUCAUAAAAUAGAAUUCCAAAUCACCAAAACAAUGAUGACUGACUAAAAAAAGUAAGUUAAUUUCCGUAGUUGACAAAUUCUCACGAUCUUCCCGGAGCUCCGUGUCUGUCUCAAAAACCCUCUCCCCCACCGGAUUUACACUAAAGUUUCAGUCAAUUUCUAGGGUUUAUAAUCACUCGAUCAGUGAGUCAUCGAAGCAAACCCUCCCUUAUUAUAUCUGCUGAUGAACAAGUUUGUUGCAGACGAUUUAGUUAGUUUGAUCGGUGCUCUCAAGUAUUCUCCGCCUACAUGGCCAAUCAUAGUCGCCGGUGUUUUCGUUUUCAUCAGUCUAACCCUAUCAAUUUACUUGUUGUUCGAGCACCUUUCUGCUUACAAAAAUCCAGAGGAACAGAAGUUUUUGUUUGGAAUUAUACUCAUGCCACCUUGUUAUGCAGUUGAAUCAUUUGUGUCACUGUUGAAUCCCUCAAUUAGUGUUGAUAUCGGUAUUCUGAGAGACUGUUAUGAAGCUUUUGCAAUGUAUUGCUUUGGUAGAUAUCUUGUUGCAUGCUUGGGAGGCGAGGACAGGACAAUUGAGUUUCUUGAGAGGGAAGGGCGUGCAGGACCAAAAACCCCCUUACUAGAGCCAAGUUCUGAAAAUGGAACCGUAAAGCACAUAUUUCCAAUGAAUUUGUUUUUGAAACCAUGGCGAUUGGGCCAGAGGGUUUACCUAAUCAUCAAAAUUGGAAUUGUACAGUAUGUGAUAAUAAAGGCUGUUACCGCUGUUCUAGCAGUGAUUCUUGAAGCUUUUGAUGUAUAUUGUGAAGGAGACUUCAAGUGGGGGUGUGGGUAUCCUUACGUGGCUGUUGUUUUAAAUUUUAGUCAGUCAUGGGCUCUUUAUUGCUUAGUAAUGUUUUAUGAAAUUACAGCUGAUGAGCUGGCACAUAUUCACCCACUGGCCAAGUUUUUAUCAUUUAAGUCGAUUGUAUUUUUGACAUGGUGGCAAGGUGUGGCUAUUGCUUUUCUUUAUGCCUUAGGGUUAGUCAGAAGUCCAAUAGCUCAUACUCUACAGUUUAAAACAAGUAUCCAGGAUUUCAUUAUUUGCAUUGAGAUGGGCAUUGCUUCUGUGGUUCACUUAUACGUGUUUCCCUCAAAACCAUAUGAGUUAAUGGGAGACCUUUUUAAGGGCAAUGUAUCAGUUCUUGGAGACUAUGCUUCUACAGACUGCCCAAUAGACCCUGAUGAGAUUCGGGAUAGUGAGCGCCCUACUAAACUACGUCUCCCUCAACCUGAUGAUGAUAAUUAUGUCAAGACUAAAACCGCCAUCAGAGAGAGUGUUCGUGAUGUUUUUCUUGGUGGUGGUGAAUACAUUGUUAAUGAUUUGAAGUUCACUGUGAACCAAGCUGUAGAACCUGUGGAGAAGGGGUUAUCGAGAUUCAAUCAAAAACUGCAUAAAAUAUCACAAAACAUAAACAGGAGAGCAAAAGACGAUAGUUGCAUCAGCAACACUUCACCGACAAAAAGAGUAAUACGUGGGAUCGAUGAUCCUCUUUUGAACGGAAGCUUUAGUGACAGCGGGGCAACCAAGAAAAAGAGGCAUCGUAAGAAAUCGGUAGGUGGAGGGUAUACAAGUGCAGAAAGUGGUGGUGAAAGCAGCAGCAGUGAUUAUAUGUUGUAUCAUGUUCGUGGUCGUAGGUGGGAGACAAAAGAUUAAUCCUAUAAUUGUAUUGUUCUCAUUUUGUUGAAUAUAAUAUGAAUUUGAAUAUACUAAUUUGAAUUCAGUAUAUCUUUUAUAUAUAUAUUAUUGUGGUUUUUGUUU
Helianthus annuus (common sunflower) is the source of this 1994-nucleotide messenger RNA. RefSeq names its product protein LAZ1. The transcript has 8 exons. Lineage: Eukaryota; Viridiplantae; Streptophyta; Magnoliopsida; Asterales; Asteraceae. Bases 423 to 1889 code for a protein of 488 amino acids. The record is from RefSeq and is a predicted model, not a curated record. Gene Ontology annotation, biological process: transport. Gene Ontology annotation, molecular function: transporter activity.